AUGGUAGAGGCAGAAAUCGGAAAUAGAGAAAACAGAUGGUCACUUCAAGGAAUGAUUGCUCUUGUUACUGGUGGCACUAAAGGAAUCAGGUAUGCUGUUGUUGAGGAAUUAGCAAGCCUAGGGGCUUCCGUACACACAUGUUCUCGAGAUGAGGCCCAGCUCAAUGUAUGCUUACAUGAAUGGAAGACAAAGGGAUUUCGAGUCACUGGUUCAGUUUCCGAUGUAGCAUCACGAGCCCAACGAAAGGAGCUAAUCAGCAUAGUUUCCUCCCUAUUUAAUGGCAAACUCAGCAUCCUUAUAAACAACGUGAGAACCAACAUGCCAAAACAAACCACAGAGUACACAGCUGAAGAUUUCUCAUUUCUCAUGUGUACCAAUCUUGAAUCUGCUUAUCACAUGUGCCAACUUGCUUUUCCUCUUCUGAAAGCUUCAGGAGCAGGAAGCAUUGUUUUUGUUUCUUCCGUUGCUGGUGUAGUAGGCCUAACUCUUGGAGUAUCUAUUCAUGCUACAACUAAAGGAGGGUUGAAUCAACUAGCAAAAAAUUUUGCAUGUGAGUGGGCAAAGGAUAACAUAAGAAGUAACUCUGUUGCACCAUGGGUUAUCAAAACCCCCUUGGCUGAUGAAACUGUAAGACUACUUUCCUUGUGUAUGAUAGCACUUGACCACGAAGUUGGACACAUUUAUUUUAUUGGACGUAUUGGAGAGCCAAAGGAGGUUUCUUCCUCGGUGGCAUUCCUAUGCCUACCUGCAGCUUCUUACAUAACCAGUCAAACCAUUUGUGUUGAUGGAGGGAUUACUGUGAAUGGCUUCUGCUUUCCCUAAGCAUACUUUGAAACAGCAAAAACAAUGAUGGACACACCCCCACUGCAAUAUAUGAAAAUAAAUGAAUGUAAUAAUUCAUUGUAGAAACAAGAUUUAUUUGACCAGAAAUUAAAACUAAAAAACUCAAAAGUUAUCAUAUCUGAAAAAUAAAUGAAUGUCAUAAGUGGGAUUUUUGAAAA
Quercus lobata is the source of this 1001-nucleotide messenger RNA. RefSeq names its product tropinone reductase homolog At2g29290-like. Gene Ontology annotation, molecular function: oxidoreductase activity. Bases 1 to 822 code for a protein of 273 amino acids. The transcript is spliced from 5 exons. Lineage: Eukaryota; Viridiplantae; Streptophyta; Magnoliopsida; Fagales; Fagaceae. The record is from RefSeq and is a predicted model, not a curated record.